Messenger RNA from Ananas comosus (pineapple), 1328 nucleotides. RefSeq lists its product as uncharacterized. The record is from RefSeq and is a predicted model, not a curated record. NCBI's taxonomy places the organism in Eukaryota, Viridiplantae, Streptophyta, Magnoliopsida, Poales, Bromeliaceae. Bases 105 to 1232 code for a protein of 375 amino acids. The transcript is spliced from 2 exons.
UCACUCUAACUAACACAUGAUACAUAAACAAACUCCAUAUAUAUAAACCUAACAAGAGCAUAUACAUGUCCAUUUGAUCCCUCUUCUCAAUUUUCCACUGAAUCAUGGGAGGAGAGGAAGAGAAGAGAAAAGAAGUCGACGCCGCGGCGGUGAAGAGGAUUGUGAAGCAGCUAAACUUCGGGGGGUCGGAGGAGGAGAGAGCCGAGGCGGCCUCGGAGGUUGGGAGGCUGGCGAGGGCCGACGGUCGCACGAAGAGGUUUCUGGCGGAGCUCGGAGUCGUGCCGACGCUUGUUCGCAUGAUAUUCGAUUCUCGCGAUCUUCGUAGCAGGAUUUCGGCGGCCGAGGCUUUGAUCGAGCUCGGUAGAGGUACCUUCAAAAACAAGGUGCUUAUGGUAGAAGCAGGUCUCCUAACAAAAUUGCCCCAGCUUAUGCCUAACAAGGACUUCUCAAGAAGCCAAGAGCUUUUUCUCCUCCUCUCCUCCAUCUCCUCCCUAGCGAAAACCGAUUUCGCCCUCAACACCUCUCACAUUCUCCCCCUCGUAUUCGAAACUCUCAACGCGAACGACGCAACGGAGAACACGAAGUUGGCGUGCUUAGCCACCCUAUACAACCUCUCAACGAAGCUAGAUAACUUCAAAAGCAUUGUAUCCAAUGACACAAUACAUGCAUUACUUACCUUAUCAUUGGAUAGGAGGACCUCAGAGGGGGCUCUCUCAAUUCUAAGCAACUUGGUAGUGAGCCCCGCGGCGAAGAGACGCAUCGCAGACCACUCCGCGGUCCCGAAAGCGUUCGUGGUGGUCAUGUCGUGGGACGAUAAGCCCAAGUGUCGAGAGCUCGCGGUGUAUCUAAUGAUGGUUGUAGCCCAAAAUGGAUGUAGAGUGUACAGGGAGAAGUUGGUUGAGCACGGGGCGGUGGAAGUGCUUUUGGAGAUCGCGUUGCUGGGGAGCGACAUCGCGCGGAGAAGGGCGAUGAAGAUACUGCAGUGGAUCAAAAAUGAAGGGGAAGUGAGGAUGAGAGUGCAUUCGGGGCCGCGAGUCGAGAGGGUGUCUCUGUUUGAUGGUUGCAGUGGAGAUAGAGAGGAGGAGCAAUGUAGAAGAGCCAUUGGAGAGAUGGUUAAGGAGAGCCUUAAGAGGAACAUGGCAUCCAUUUUGAGAAAGGCCACUGCAAUAGAGGGUUUUUCUAAUGUUAAGGGUUUGUGCACUAGCUCUAGCUCUAAGAGCUUGCCUUACUAGUACUUUUAGACAUCCACUCUUGUAUUGUAUCUUGGCACUACAUAAUAUUACUUUCGUGGUUGAGGUUGCAAGGGAAAAGAUUAUUAAAAUGGGAAA